AUGAGGAGUCAUUCUCUAGUACUCCUAUGCUGCUAUCUUUAUACCCUCUUUGAAAUGGCAGCCUUGCAUUAUCCAGAUGGAGUGUGUGAAGCUGUCCUCUCCUCAGAAGUAGAGGGUUGGAAUUUUAAGGUCAAUAGCCGAAUCUCUCGUACUAUUCGACUUUCAGCGAGAAAACGCGGAUAUCGCUUUUUUCCAAAAAUCAUGAGAGAAGAAAGCGAGGACUACGGCAGGAAGGAGGUCUCGCUCUCCCUGAGGGACAUUCUGCCGAAGAAUCCGAAAAAUUAUGACAAGCACAGAGCACCCAAGUACCUGGGACAGCCAACUAUCGUUUAUUUUCAUGUUACGGUUCUCAGCAUAGACUCCAUUAACGAGGAAUCCAUGACCUACGUAGCGGACAUAUUUCUCGCUCAAAGUUGGCGCGACUCGCGGCUCAGGCUACCGGAAAACAUGUCGGAGGAGUAUCGCAUCCUCGACGUCGACUGGCUGCACAAUAUUUGGAGGCCCGACUGCUUCUUCAAGAAUGCCAAAAAAGUUACGUUCCACGAGAUGUCGAUACCCAAUCAUUACCUCUGGCUCUAUCACGACAAAACGUUACUCUACAUGUCCAAAUUAACGUUGGUGCUGUCGUGCGCCAUGAAAUUCGAGUCCUAUCCCCACGACACUCAAAUAUGCUCAAUGAUGAUCGAAAGUCUGUCGCACACGACGCAGGACCUGGUAUUUAUCUGGAACUUGACCGAUCCGCUAGUGGUCAAUCCGGAAAUCGAGUUGCCGCAACUCGAUAUCGCCAACAAUUACACGACCGACUGUACCAUCGAAUAUUCGACGGGCAAUUUCACUUGCAUUCAGAUCGUCUUCAAUUUGCGCCGGCGCCUUGGCUAUCAUCUGUUUCACACCUACAUACCGUCGGCGCUUAUCGUCGUCAUGUCUUGGAUUGCCUUCUGGAUCAAACCCGAGGCCAUACCGGCUCGAGUUACCCUCGGUGUCACGUCUCUGCUAACUCUAGCGACCCAAAACACUCAAUCCCAGCAAUCUUUGCCACCUGUAUCUUACGUAAAAGCUAUCGACGUGUGGAUGUCGUCUUGCAGCGUUUUCGUCUUCCUAUCGCUGAUGGAGUUCGCCGUUGUCAACAAUUACAUGGGACCCGUGGCGACCAAAGCCAUGAAGGGCUACUCUGACGAGGAUUUGCACGAGGCAAUAGACGAGAUCAAGACGCCGAUGAGGUCAGAAUCAGCCGACCGAGGUAGGAGUCCUCUUCGUCGGCCCGAGCCCGUAGUGCAAUACGACACCUGCUGUGAGGGUCGCGCAACUGCCAUCUACAUCGACAAAGUUUCACGCUUUCUUUUCCCGUUUGCAUUUUUCAUUCUAAAUGUCGUUUAUUGGAGCACUUUUCUAGGCUAAAUUAUUCAUAUAAAAAAUUUAAUAUAAGGAUAAAAUACUCACCUGAAAAGUUGUUAAAGUUAAUAAUAAAUAUUUCUGCCGGUAAUGAUGAUCGUGGGUCAUUGAAUGACUUGAGGUGGCGAAAUGUAAUGUUUUAGUAAUUAGAAUGAAUGAAUGAUUUGUUACUGCGACGAAUGAAUGGCUUUCUCGAUGAUUUUAGACACUUGAGUAAAAUACUUUCAAAUAAAAUCAUGGGACA
Trichogramma pretiosum is the source of this 1636-nucleotide messenger RNA. RefSeq names its product glycine receptor subunit alpha-4 (gene HisCl1). The coding region runs from base 1 to 1398 and encodes 465 amino acids. Gene Ontology annotation, cellular component: neuron projection; membrane; synapse. Gene Ontology annotation, biological process: chemical synaptic transmission; nervous system process; signal transduction. Gene Ontology annotation, molecular function: neurotransmitter receptor activity; transmembrane signaling receptor activity; chloride channel activity. NCBI's taxonomy places the organism in Eukaryota, Metazoa, Arthropoda, Insecta, Hymenoptera, Trichogrammatidae. The record is from RefSeq and is a predicted model, not a curated record. The transcript has 8 exons.